AUGCAUAUCUCUUCUCCAUUCCAUAGGGAGACCAGCUGGGCUGUCCUUGGAUAAGGGGCCCACCUGCACUUCAUUAAAGAUCAGGACUUGCUCCUUCCACACCAGAGGCUCAACCACGAUGACAUAACUCCAUUCAGAGGACGGCCUGACUGGGCUGGUGUUCCCCACCACACACACACACACACACACACACACACACACAGCUCUUGUAUCACCAAGAAUCUGGCAGUCAGUUCUGUACUGACACAGUUCACGGCGUGUAUUGGGUGAUCCUGAUCCUUAUUGCGCCUGGUCUGGGAAUUGAAGACAGCAGCUUCAAGGCAGUAAGGGUCCAGAAUACUUCAGGAAGAUGUAUCUAAAUUCAUUCCUUCUCAUCGUGGCAUUGAUCAGUGGAAUCAACUGUUAUGAUUACUAUGACUUUGAUUAUCCUUUUGCCAUGUACCAGAUGUCUUCACCAAACUGUGCCCCAGAGUGUAACUGUCCAAUAAAUUACCCAAGCGCUAUGUAUUGUGAUGAGCUGAAACUAAAAACCAUGCCCAUCAUACCUCCUGGGAUCAAGUAUCUUUAUCUCCGGAACAACAUGAUUGAGUCCAUUGAAGAAAAGGCAUUUGAGAAUGUGACUGAUCUACAGUGGCUCAUCCUUGAUAACAACCGCUUGGAAAACUCCAAGAUCAAGGGGAAAAUCUUCUCAAAGUUGAAACAGCUCAAGAAACUACAUAUCAAUCACAACAACUUGACUGAAGUGGUGGGGCCUCUUCCCAAAUCUCUCGAUGACCUGCAACUAGCCUAUAACAAAAUCACUAAGAUCACACCUGGGUACUUUGAGGGUCUCAUCAACCUGACCUUUGUCAACCUACAGCACAACCAACUGAAAGAGGAUGCAGUCUCAGCAGCUUUUAAAGGCUUGAAGAAACUUGAAUAUCUUGACUUGAGCUUCAAUCAGCUGUCCAAGCUGCCCACUGGACUUCCUAUUUCUCUGCUGACACUCUACUUGGACAACAAUAAAAUCAGCAACAUACCUGAUGAGUAUUUCAAGCGGUUCAGUGCCCUGCAGUACCUACGGUUGUCUCAUAAUGAGUUGGCUGAUGGUGGAAUCCCCGGCAAUUCUUUUAAUGUCUCUACUCUCAUUGAGUUGGAUCUCUCCUAUAACAAACUGAAGAAAAUCCCAACUGUCAAUGAAAACCUUGAAAAUUAUUAUCUCGAGGUCAAUGAGAUUGAUAAAUUUGAAGUGAAGAGUUUUUGCAGGAUUUUGGGUCCUUUCUCCUACUCCAAAGUAAAACAUCUACGACUGGAUGGCAACCUCAUCAAUCGAGCUAAACUGCCAUCAGAAAUAUAUGAUUGUCUUCGGGUAGCCAACGACAUCACGCUGGAAUGAGAUCUUGGCCAAUCCCAGAAUUCCUUAGAAAGUGUUCAUACUAGAGAUGUCUAAGAAUAACACUUUUCAGUUAGGAUUUCCAAACAGUCUCUAUUUCUUUACUAGCAAAUUUACUGAUGUUUACUAUUAAAAUGUUAAUAUCUGUGGGAAAAUGUUUUGUAAACAUUAUAACUGACUUUUUUUUUAAAGAAAUAUGAUGAAAGGCAGGCCUGCUUCAUCACAAACACACACAUACAUAUAGCACUGAGUGCUUUUUGUGAAUUUUGUUAACUUUACAAGUCUCCCAAAUAUCAUGUAAUGUCACCCUUUUCAAGUGACAAGGAAACCAGGUGCAUUUUGGGAUAUCCAAAUAUUAACUCAAAAGGCCCAAAGCUUUAACUGUUGAGUCAAAGUAAAUCCCUUUCACUAACCUCAAUUCAUUUUUCUUCUGCAUAUUAAAGCAUCAAAAAUGAUACUUGUUAAUUCAAAUUAAAGUUUCCACUAGCAAAUGCUCAUUUUGAAACCUAUUAAAAAAAUCUAAAAUCUUGAGACCAACAUGAAUGGAUGGAAGUAUUUUCAUUAAAAAAAAAAAAUUACAUGUGCACUUACGUAGUGAGAUUUUUCUCAGUUAGAAUGAUUAUUUCACUGUAAGUCAUUUAUACAUGUUUCUCUUCAAUUAUUUGCAUGCUAAGCUUACUCCUCUAAUUAAAAAUAAAACAUAGCAAAAAUAUUA
Sarcophilus harrisii (Tasmanian devil) is the source of this 2087-nucleotide messenger RNA. RefSeq names its product lumican (gene LUM). Lineage: Eukaryota; Metazoa; Chordata; Mammalia; Dasyuromorphia; Dasyuridae. The record is from RefSeq and is a predicted model, not a curated record. Bases 350 to 1375 code for a protein of 341 amino acids. Gene Ontology annotation, molecular function: protein binding. The transcript is spliced from 3 exons.